AUGGGUCAGACACUAUCCGAACCUAUCGUCGACAAGACGUCAGAGAAGGGCGAAGAUGAACGCCUCAUUUAUGGCGUUUCUGCUAUGCAAGGUUGGCGCAUCAGCAUGGAAGAUGCACACACGACCGUCCUGAACCUGCUCGAAAACAACGCUGCCGAGGCUAAGGGCCACGGCUCCAAAAUCAGCUUUUUUGGUGUUUUUGAUGGUCAUGGGGGAGACAAAGUCGCCUUAUUUGCCGGAGAUAACAUCCAUCAGAUCGUGUCCAAGCAAGACGCUUUCAAAAAAGCCAAUUACGACCAGGCCCUCAAGGACGGUUUCUUGGCUACGGACCGGGCUAUUCUGAACGACCCGAAAUACGAAGAGGAGGUCUCUGGCUGCACGGCUUGUGUAGGCCUCAUCACAGACGACAAAAUCUACCUUGCGAACGCUGGUGAUUCGAGAAGUGUCUUGGGCGUUAAGGGCCGUGCGAAGCCACUCUCAUUCGACCACAAACCACAGAACGAUGCGGAGAAGGCGCGGAUCACAGCCGCUGGCGGCUUUGUCGACUUUGGCCGGGUGAACGGCAACCUCGCUCUGUCUCGUGCUAUCGGCGACUUUGAGUUUAAGAAGAGUGCCGAGCUGGCCCCCGAGCAGCAAAUUGUCACUGCGUUCCCGGAUGUGACUGUCCACGAACUGGCCGACAACGAUGAGUUCCUCGUGAUUGCAUGCGAUGGCAUCUGGGACUGCCAAUCGUCGCAGGCUGUUGUCGAGUUUGUGAGAAGGGGCAUUGCAGCAAAGCAGGAGCUGGACAAGAUCUGCGAGAACUUGAUGGACAACUGUCUGGCCUCGAACUCGGAGACCGGAGGUGUGGGAUGUGACAACAUGACCAUGCUCAUCAUCGGCUUCCUGCGGGGACGGAGCAAAGAGGAGUGGUACGAGGAGAUUGCGCGGAGAGUGGCGAACGGAGACGGGCCUUGCGCACCGCCCGAGUACGCCGAGUUCCGGGGUCCCGGGGUGCACCACAACUUUGACGACAGCGACUGCUGUUUUGACACCGAGCCGGAGGGACGGGCACACUCGUUCGGCGUUGGUGGACACAACGGGCGGAUCAUUCUUCUGGGAGAUGGGUCGGAGGUGUUGACGGACUCGGACGACACGGAGAUGUUUGACCGGGAAGACAAGGAUCUGGACAGCCAAGUGUCCAAGGCAUCGACAAAGUCUGACGGAGACGACAAGGUGGCGGUGAAGACGGAGAGCACAGAGGAGAAAGUGAAGGUGGCAGACGUGGUCACGCGGCCAGCAGCAGCUGCGACGACGACGGGUGCGGUGAAGCAGGAAUCGCCAGAAGCGGAGAAGAAGUCUUAG
This is a messenger RNA of Grosmannia clavigera kw1407, 1344 nucleotides long. RefSeq names its product protein phosphatase. Gene Ontology annotation, molecular function: protein serine/threonine phosphatase activity; cation binding. Gene Ontology annotation, biological process: protein dephosphorylation. Lineage: Eukaryota; Fungi; Ascomycota; Sordariomycetes; Ophiostomatales; Ophiostomataceae. The record is from RefSeq and is a predicted model, not a curated record. Bases 1 to 1344 code for a protein of 447 amino acids. The transcript is spliced from 7 exons.